Caenorhabditis briggsae is the source of this 468-nucleotide messenger RNA. It is a transcript of the gene Cbr-ttr-47, whose product is annotated as Protein CBR-TTR-47. The coding region runs from base 1 to 468 and encodes 155 amino acids. The transcript is spliced from 3 exons. Gene Ontology annotation, cellular component: cell surface. NCBI's taxonomy places the organism in Eukaryota, Metazoa, Nematoda, Chromadorea, Rhabditida, Rhabditidae. The record is from RefSeq and is a predicted model, not a curated record.
AUGAAAUUACUAGUUAUAUUGUGUCUUCUAUCGGUAGUGGUGGCAGCUAGUAUCGUUGGAAAGAAAGCAGUUGGAGCCAAAGGAACUCUUCUUUGUGGAAAGGAACCAGCUUCCAAUGUCAGAGUCAGAUUGUUCCGUGUGAAGCCAGGAAAGAAGGAUGAUAUUGCUCAAGUGCUCGAUGAAAAGUACACCGGACCACAAGGAAUGUUCCAUGUAGAGGGAAAUACCAACGGAUUCCCAUUGAACGAGACUGAUCUUCAGCCAGUCAUCUCAUUCUACCACCAUUGCGAUGAUGACCCGAAGAAGUUGGAGAAGACUGCCUUCCGUCGUUUCAACUACAUCCUUCCAGAAACUUUCGUGAACGGAGGUGAGAAGGCCAAGAAGACGUAUGACUUGGGAACUGUGAAUAUUCAAUUGGAGUUCCCAAAUGAGAAGAGAGAGAAGACGAUUGUGGAGAAGGCUGCUUAA